This is a messenger RNA of Wyeomyia smithii (pitcher-plant mosquito), 6057 nucleotides long. RefSeq lists its product as uncharacterized. The transcript has a single exon. NCBI's taxonomy places the organism in Eukaryota, Metazoa, Arthropoda, Insecta, Diptera, Culicidae. Gene Ontology annotation, molecular function: nucleic acid binding. The record is from RefSeq and is a predicted model, not a curated record. The coding region runs from base 1 to 6057 and encodes 2018 amino acids. Gene Ontology annotation, biological process: DNA integration.
AUGCCACGAAGUGAAGUCGUUAUCCGGGUCAACGAUCAUGACAGCGACAAAGCCGAAAACAACUGUCAAUCAUGCGACGGGCCGGAUGACUCAAGAAUGGUUCAAUGUGAUAAAUGUGACAGCUGGUACCAUUACAAUUGCGCAGAAGUCGGAGAAGAUAUCAUAGACAAGGAUUUUAUUUGCGGUAACUGCCCUACCAGAAAAAAUCGCCUACCUAAAGCUACUGCUAUCCCAUCGGUGGUCACUCCAGUAUGUGCUGCAAGCCACAGCCAGACAUCAAAGGGCAUCGUUUCACAGUCACUAGGAAAUGUCAUAUUAUCUACUUCUAUUUCAAAUACACCGUUUAAAGACAUCUUUCCACCGUAUACUGUGAACUCAUUGAUAACUCGUGAUGCCACUGUACCAUUCGUACGCGUGACUAAUCCAAGUCAAGGAACGGUACCACCCAGUGCUCUUAUGCAGCCGAUAUCCACAGUAACCUUACCAGCAACUUCCAGUUUUAUGAAUCCUACGGAUGCACGUCCCACUCAGUUGGCAACAAGUCUACAGGUAAAUACACAGCAGAAUCCUGUGGAAAACGCGAAACACUGUUUAAAGGGUGCAAGCUCGAAGGCAUCAACUAAACAAUGGCAGUUGAAACUAGAAUUACAAUUGUUGGAACAAGAAAGAGCACUGGAAGAAGAAGAAGAACGGAAGAAACGUGAAUACUUACGCAAACGUUACGAUCUACUGCGAGAGCUGAUCGAUGAAGAUAAUUCAGUAACGAGCGUAGAGGAGGAUUAUACCAAUAUCAGAGUUUCAGAAUGGCUCCGCAGUGUCACACACGGAAAUGAAACCCGAAUUCAGUCAGAAGAGACACGACGUUCGAAGGUAAAUGACUCUGAAAACUGCCGUGCGACACCCGCAUCACACCCAAGGCAGCUAAACACGACGUGGCCAGCUAGAACGACGGUGCCUUUCCGUAUGACAGAAAAUUCUCAGUUACCAAGGAGAGGUACACAAUUUGUAAAUACAGACGCAUUCGAUCCUGUACGACGCUCUACACCGAGACGAACCGAGUUAUAUGACGACGAUGAAGGCAACAACCUAACGCGUAGCCAAGUUGCAGCUCGGCAAGCUGUAUCACGAGAGCUCCCGAACUUUAGCGGAAUUCCCGAGGAGUGGCCGCUCUUUUUUUCUACAUACACAACUACAACUAGUAUGUGCGGGUACACUCCAGAAGAGAAUCUGAUACGUCUGCAAAAAUGCUUGAAAGGCAAGGCAUAUGAGGCAGUGAAGUGUAGACUUAUGCACCCAUCUAAUGUACCCGGUAUCAUUGCUACUUUGAGACUACUUUAUGGAAACCCAGAAAUUAUUAUACAUAAUUUAAUAUCCAAGAUAAACUCAGCUCCGUCACCGAAAGCUGACAGAUUAGAUAGUAUAGUUGAAUUUUCUAUAGCUGUACAGAAUCUUUGUGCCACUAUUGAAGCUUGUCAACUUGAAGAGUAUGCAUACAAUGUCGUUUUGCUACGUGAACUUGUCGAUAAGCUUCCUACAUCACUUAAAUUGGAUUGGGCCAGAUUCAGACGAACUAUUCAGGGUGCUAAUCUCACCACAUUCGCAGCGUGGCUGUAUGAUCUUGCCGAAACAGUUUGCCCGUUAGCAGCGUUACCCAGUUGCGAAUUGAAACCAUCGCGAAUAAUGAGAAAGAACUCAGUGUACCUGAAUACACAUGAUGAACAGGUGGAUGACAACGGCGCAAGUGGAAUUGAGCCUAGCUCUGAAGCUGCUGUGUGUGUGGCUUGCAAACGCAACUGUGUCAAUUUAGAGAAAUGUCAUCAUUUCAGAGAGCUCGAGUACAACUUAAAAUGGGCAAUAGUGAAGAAUUUCGGCCUAUGCAGAAAAUGCCUUCGUAAACACAAGGGAACAUGCAAGUCUCAGCAAAUUUGCGGAAAAGGUGGAUGCACUUAUAAACAUAAUCAACUUUUACAUAACGAUCGUCUGACGUAUACUAGGGCGAAUCUCCCAGAUUCUGUAACAGCUCAAACAACGGAACAUGAAUGUAACAUGCAUCUUAAAAACAUUCAUAAGAGCUUAUUUCGUGUAGUCCCAGUGAUCUUAUAUGGCUCGAAGAAAUCCCUCCAGACGUACGCCUUUCUUGAUGAUGGUUCAUCACUAACACUCAUUGACGCUAGUCUCGCAAAAGAGCUGAACAUUGAAGGAAAACCGGAGCCACUGUGUUUAAGGUGGACAGGGAAUAAACGUCGUCAAGAAAAUGACUCGAUCAGAUUUGACAUAGACAUUUCUGGAACAGGCGAUAAUUGUAAAAAGUACAACCUACGUGGUGCUCACACAGUAUCAGGUCUUGACCUAUUUCGUCAGUCUGUUGAUAUGCAGCAACUAAGUCAACAUUAUAAACACCUUAGUGGCAUUCCGGUCGAAUCAUAUUGCGACAUACAACCAAAAAUUCUCAUUGGAAUUGACAAUGCAAAUCUUUGCUACCCACUAAAAGGUAGAGAAGGCAAGCUUAACGAACCCAUUGCGACAAAAACACGACUGGGAUGGGUAAUUCAUGGAGGAUGGAAUGAGAGCACUGCCUUCGUUGGUCACCAUAGCCGCCACCUGUGUCCGUGUACGGAACAUAUCGACGAUUUGCUUCAUCAAUCCAUACGCGAGUACUUUUCUUUAGAAAAGGUAGGAACUAUUAAACCAGAGAGUAUUGUAUCAUCUAUCGAGGAUAAACGAGCUAUUCAAAUUUUGCAAUCAUUCGUACGAACAAAGAACGGGCACUAUGAGGCACGCUUGCUCUGGAAAUAUGACCAAUUUAGGCUCCCGAAUAGUAAACCCGUUGCCCUACAGCGCUGGCGUUGCCUGGAAUCUCGUUUAAAAAAAGAUGCAGACUUAUCUACAGUAAUGCGACUAAAGCUCGAUGAAUAUUUGAAAAAAGGGUACAUCCGCAAACUUUCGGACAUUGAGAUGGAAAAACCACCAAAACGAAUCUGGUAUCUCCCUAUAUUUCCCGUGUUUAACCCAAAUAAACCGUCGAAAGUACGGAUCGUGUGGGACGCAGCUGCAAAAACUAAGGGGAUAUCAUUAAACUCACUACUCUUGAAAGGGCCAGAUCAGUUGACUUCCCUCAUUUCGGUACUGCUGCGGUUUCGCGAGAAUAAGGUGGCCAUUUGCGGCGACAUUAAGGAAAUGUUCCACCAAGUGCUUAUGUCAAAGGAUGAUCAGGAUUGCCAAAGAUUUUUAUGGAAAGAAAAUUCAUCAGACGAGAAACCCAGCACAUACGUCAUGCGGGUUAUGACGUUCGGAGCCAGCUGCUCACCUAGUUGUGCCCAGUACGUAAAAAACUUAAACGCAGAAAACCAUAGAGGGCAGUACCCAGCAGCAGUCAAUGCGAUCAUCAAAAACCAUUAUGUCGAUGACAUGCUGGUAAGUACUGAAACAGAAGAAGAAGCUAUUCUCCUCGCCCGACAAGUUCGGCACGUCCACGCCCAAGCUGGGUUUGAGAUGAGGAACUGGAUUUCAAACUCCGCAGCGGUUCUUUCAGCACUUCAGAACGAGGGAGCAUGCGAAAAAAACUUAAAUCUAGGAUCAGAACUAGCAACCGAAAAGGUUUUAGGGAUGUGGUGGUGUACUGCUACGGACACUCUCACAUAUAAGCUAUCGCCAAAACACGACACAGAACUUCUAUCCGGAAAGCGACGUCCAACCAAAAGGGAAGUUCUUAGUACAUUAAUGGCAAUGUUCGACCCACUCGGACUAGUUUCAAAUCUGCUGAUAUAUUUGAGAGUCCUACUGCAAGAGAUCUGGCGUGCUGGGAUCGAGUGGGACGAUGAAAUUCCGGGUCAUUUGUUCGAAAAAUGGGAGCAUUGGUUAGAAGUACUUCCAACAGUACACAAGGUCCGUAUACCAAGAUGUUACCGCUCCGCUAUAACGAUCAUGCCAGGUACCGUCACUCAACUACACACGUUUGUCGACGCGAGCGAGGUCGGUUAUGCUGCUGUGGUUUAUUUAAAGUUCCAGCAAGAAAACAACAUAGAGUGUGCAAUAGUAGCUGCAAAGUCGAAAGUGGCUCCGCUGAAGUUCGUCUCCAUUCCAAGACUUGAACUCGAGGCGGCAGUUAUUGGAACAAGAUUGGCGAAUACAAUUACAAACAGCUUAUCGUUCGAAGUGGAUGAGCGAUAUUUCUGGACUGAUUCACGCAAUGUGUUAUGCUGGAUUCGAUCUGAUCAUCGUCGGUAUUCUCAACAUGUCGCCUUUCGUGUCAGCGAGAUUCUCGAGACAAGUAACAUAGCUGAUUGGAAGUACGUCAGCACGAAAGAAAACGUAGCUGAUGAGGCGACAAAGUGGUCACGCCGGCCAGAACUAGGAAGCAACAGUCGGUGGGUAAGAGGACCUUCGUGGUUAAGGCAAUCUAAAAAAAAAUGGCCUGAAGAGCCGUUCACUUCAGGCCAUACUCAAGAAGAGCUGCGUUCAACCAUAUACUACCAUCAUUUUGUUCCUAUACCGCCGGUGAACGUUACAAAAUUUUCUAAAUGGAGGCAAUUAGUUCGUGUGGUUGCUACGGUACUUAGGUCCGUUGCGAACUUUCGAUGCGCCAAGAGCAGGAUGAAACACAAGCACGGCCCCCUUACCAGUCAAGAGCUAAACGAAGCUUCGAAUCUUCUUAUUAGGUUUGCUCAAAGCGAAUCAUUUUCAGAGGAAUUCGCCAGUUUUUCUACCGUACCUCCUACUCUUUCGAAAUCAAGCGCACUGUAUAAGCUAAAUCCGUUUCUCGAUGAUCACAAUAUGAUAAGAAUGCAAGGCAGGAUUGGUGCAUGUGAAUACGCAACUAUGGAUGCACGAAAUCCAGUCAUACUCCCGAAAAAUAACUAUAUCAGUAACCUUAUUGUGAAAGACUACCACGAGCGUUAUCAUCAUUGUAAUCACGAGACAGUGGUCAAUGAACUGCGGCAAACUUUCUGGAUCCCUAAGUUACGUGUGCUAUUUAGGAAGGUGAGAUCAGACUGUCAGACCUGUAAAAAUUUAAGAGCAACACCUAAUCCUCCUUUAAUGGGCGAGCUGCCAAAGGAUAGACUCGCGGCGUUCACGAGACCCUUUUCCUUUACCGGCGUGGAUUAUUUCGGACCAUUGACGGUAACGGUAGGUCGUCGAACGGAGAAACGAUGGGGAGUGCUAUUGACGUGCUUAACUACUCGGGCAAUUCACCUAGAGGUAGCCCACACGUUAAACGCCAGCUCGUGUGUGAUGGCCGUCAGGAAUUUCAUGGCGAGGAGAGGCGUGCCAUUGAAAAUCAUUAGCGACCGUGGCACUAACUUUACCGCAACCAACAAGGAGCUCAAAGCGGCAUUAGACGCCAUGGAUCAAGACAAGCUGAUCCAAGAAAUAGUCAGUCCCAAAACAGAAUGGCAGUUCUUGCCCCCAUUAUCCCCCCACAUGGGAGGCUCCUGGGAGCGGUUAGUUCAAACAGUUAAGGCAAACUUGCUUAAAAUCAAACCGCAACGUACCCUCACCGACGAAAUUCUUCAGAACCUUCUAACAGAAAUAGAAAAUCUCAUCAACUCGCGUCCCCUAACGCACGUACCAGCAGAUGACCCCGACGCACCCGUUCUAACGCCGAACCAUUUUCUGCUGGGAUCGUCAAGCGGGCUCAAACCAGCUUCCAACAUUGAUGAUAGCGGCAUCCUGCUGCGGCGCUCCUGGCGUACCUCUCAAGUUGAAGCAAACAUAUUUUGGCGUCGAUGGAUGCGCGAUUACUUACCGGACCUGGUUAAACGUACGAAAUGGCAUGCCGCAGUUGAACCAAUAAAAGAAGAUGACAUCGUUGUUGUGGUUGAUCCGAAGCUUCCACGCAAUUGUUGGCCUAAGGGUCGAGUUAUUGGAGUCAGGAAAGGAAAGGAUGGUCAGGUAAGAGCAGCUACUGUUCAAACACAAUAUGGGCAUUACGAGCGCCCGGCUACUAAGCUAGCAGUCCUGGAUGUUCGACGCGAUACGUUGGUAAGACAAGAAACUGGCGUACCGGGGGGGACUGUUACGACCCCUCGGUCGGCGCAUCUCACAGCGACGACUUAA